CCGAUUGGCAGACGGCGAGCGGGCCGGAGCCGCGGUGCCGAGAGCGCCGCCGCCUGGGCGCCCGCAGCCGCGGAGCCGCGCCGGCCCCGCAUUGUCCCCGGCCGGGCGCGGAGAGCCGGGACGAGCGUGGCCCACGGGUUGAUGGCAGUGCUUGGAUUCCCACAUUCCCGGAAGCCUUAUUUCUGACCCGGAGGGCGGGGGAGCAGCGUCCUCGGUCGCCGAUGCCCUGAAGCUUUCAGAGAACUCUCAGUGGAGACCACAGCCUGUAUCACCAGGUGCUUUGGGCGUGACCCAUGCUGAAUGACACCCAGUUCAGAGGACAGACCCCCUCGUGAGCGGUAGAAGAACUGUGAAGGGAGACCUGCCUUUUUAAACCUAAGAGCCAGGAGGAGGAGGAGGAGGAGGAGGAGGAGUUGGCAGGUUCGCAUGAGGUGUGAAGCUUGGAACCCUGGUCUCUGGCCUAGGAUGUUAACGCCUCAGGAGGUGCUGUCUCUGUGGGAUGGGGUUUGGGAUACUUUCUCCAAGAUGCCAAUGAGAUCAUGAAGGCCACCCAGAGGGACAGUUGCUGAGACGUCACUGGCUCCAGUUCAUCUAGAUUCUGUUUCCGAUCUCAGUAUUUAAAUGCCACAGAGCUCUUCUGCCAAGUGGAGUUGGGAGCCACUGCAACCUUUUAAGACCAUCAAGCCAUGGGCAACACAGAAAGCCAGAAUGCAGAGCAUGAGUUCUAUGGGGACAAACACGCCAGCCUGGGCCGCAAACACACCUCACGCUCCCUGCGCCUGUCACACAAGGCCCGAAGGACCCGCCACACCUCGGGGAAGGUGACCCACCGCAGCUCCGAAGUCAGCACACGGUCCAGCAGCACCCCCAGCAUCCCCCAGUCCCUGGCCGAGAAUGGUCUGGAGCCCUUCUCCCAGGAGGGUGCCCUGGAGGAGGACUUUGGCAGCCGCAUCUGGGUGGACCGGGUGGACAUGGGCUUGAGACCCGUGUCCUACACCGACUCAUCCGUCACCCCCAGCGUGGUGGGCAGCAUUGUGCUGACUGCCGCCUCAGUACAGAGCAUGGCAGACUCAGAAGAAGACCCCUACUUGGCCGAGGGGGCCAGGCACCCGCACCCCUACACGUCCAACGGGCCCUUCCUAGAGUCGGCCAGCUUUAAGAAGAAGCGCUCCAAAUCUGCAGACAUCUGGAGGGAGGACAGUCUGGAAUUCUCUCUCUCCGAUCUGAGCCAAGAACACAUGACAAGCAACGAGGAGAUCUUAGGUUCCGCCGAAGAGGAGAAGGAGGCCGAGGAGGAGGAGGAAGAGGAAGAGGCGACAGCGGUUCGGGGGAUGGAACCUGGGGCCAGCUUGCAGCACCAGCCCCGGAGGCUCAGCUCCUGUCAGAGAGCCAACUCCCUGGGCGACUUAUACACACAGAAAAACUCCGGGGGGACAGCCUCCAGUGGGGGGCCGAGGACCCCCUUCCCCAGCUACGGGCAGAACCUGGUGUCUGGUGUUGUCGAUCUGGCAAGCCACAAGAUGCCCCCGGCACCCACCGAGGAGGCUCUCCCCUACAGCAAUUACAACACGCUGCCCUGUCGCAAGUCGCACUGUCUAUCCGAAGGUUCCAGCCACCCCCAGAUGAGCCAGAGCAGCAGCAUGAGGGGCAGGAGAUCAAAAACAGCUCAGGAUGUCAACGCAGGCGAGGGCAGUGAGUUUGCAGAUAGCGGCAUUGAAGGCGCCACCACUGACCCGGACCUACUGUCCCGCAGAUCCAAUGCCACCAACUCCAGCUACUCGCCCCCCACCGGCCGGGCCUUUGUGGGCAGCGACAGUGGCAGCAGCUCCACCGGGGACGCAGCCCGUCAGGGCGUGUACGAGAACUUCAGGCGGGAGCUGGAGCUAAGCACCACCCACAGCGAGAGCCUGGAGGAGGCGGGCUCGGGACACAGCGAUGAGCAGAGCAGCGGUACCCUCAGUUCGCCCGGACAGUCGGACCUGCUGCUCAGUGCCACGCAGGGCACCGUGCGCAAGGCGGGCGCGCUGGCCGUCAAGAACUUCCUGGUGCACAAGAAGAAUAAGAAGGUGGAGUCGGCCACCCGCCGGAAGUGGAAGCACUACUGGGUGUCCUUGAAAGGGUGCACCCUCUUCUUCUAUGAGAGUGACGGUAGGUCCGGGAUCGACCACAACAGCAUCCCUAAGCACGCUGUCUGGGUGGAGAACAGCAUUGUGCAGGCCGUGCCUGAGCAUCCCAAGAAGGACUUUGUCUUCUGUCUCAGCAACUCCCUGGGUGAUGCCUUCCUCUUCCAGACCACCAGCCAGACGGAGCUGGAAAACUGGAUCACCGCCAUCCACUCUGCGUGCGCAGCCGCUGUGGCCAGGCAUCAUCACAAAGAAGACACGCUCCGGCUCCUGAGGUCUGAGAUCAAGAAGCUGGAGCAGAAGAUCGACAUGGAUGAGAAGAUGAAGAAAAUGGGCGAGAUGCAGCUGUCCUCUGUGACUGACUCCAAGAAGAAGAAAACCAUCUUAGACCAGAUCUUCGUUUGGGAGCAGAACCUCGAACAGUUCCAGAUGGAUUUGUUCCGUUACCGCUGUUACUUGGCUAGCCUCCAAGGUGGGGAGUUGCCGAACCCCAAAAGGCUACUUGCUUUUGCAAGCCGGCCGACAAAGGUGGCCAUGGGCCGGCUAGGGAUCUUCUCUGUGUCGUCUUUCCACGCCCUGGUGGCAGCCCGCACAGGUGAGGUUGGAGUCAGAAGACGCACUCAGGCCAUGUCCAGGUCGGCCAGCAAGCGAAGGAGCCGGUUUUCUUCCCUUUGGGGCCUGGACACUACCUCCAAGAAGAAGCAGGGACGCCCAAGCAUCAACCAGGUGUUCGGCGAGGGAACAGACGCUGUAAAGAAAUCUUUAGAUGGAAUUUUUGAUGACACUGUUCCAGAUGGCAAGAGACAGAAAGACAUCGUCUUGCCCAGCGUCCACCAGCACAACCCGGACUGUGACAUUUGGGUCCACGAGUACUUCACUCCAUCCUGGUUCUGUCUUCCCAACAAUCAGCCUGCCCUGACGGUCGUCAGGCCAGGGGACACUGCCAGGGACACUUUGGAGCUGAUCUGCAAGGCCCAUCAGCUGGAUCCAUGUGCUCACUACCUGCGCCUGAAAUUCCUCAUUGAGAACAAAAUGCAGCACUACGUCCCGAAGCCUGAGGAGGACAUAUACGAGCUGCUUUACAAAGAAAUUGAAAUCUGUCCAAAAGUCACUCAGAACAUGCAGCUCGAGAAGUCAGACGCAGCCGGUGAUAAUUACGGCUUCUCGCUGUCUUCUGUGGAAGAAGAAGGGGUUCGAAGGCUCUACGUGAAUAGCGUCAAGGAGACGGGCUUAGCUUCCAAGAAAGGUCUCAGAGCAGGAGAUGAGAUCCUGGAGAUCAACGGCCGAACGGCCAGCACCCUGAAUUCCUCGGCACUGAAGGACUUCCUGGGGCAGCCGGCACUGGGCCUCCUGGUGCGGACCUACCCGCAGCUUGAGGCGGGCCAGGAGCUACUAGAGAGCCCCCCCCAGCGAGUAGACGGCUCCUUGGACCUGGGGGACAGUCCCCUUGGUUUCCUUACCAGCAGUACAGGCCACAGCCUCUGCAGUGAACCGAGCAGCAGCGCCGAGACCGCAGCUGAAGAGACAGAGGGGCCGGAGCUGGAGUCCUCCGAUGAGACUGAUCACAGCAGCAAGAGCACGGAACAGGUGGCCGCCUUCUGCCGCAGCCUCCAUGAGAUGAACCCCUCAGACUCCAGCCCGUCUCCCCAGGACCCUGUGGCACCCCAGCUGUCCACCACGAGGCAACUGACAGAUGCUGACAAGCUGCGCAAGGUCAUCUGCGAGCUUCUGGAGACGGAACGCACCUAUGUGAAGGACUUAAACUGUCUCAUGGAGAGAUACCUAAAGCCUCUGCAGAAAGAAACAUUUCUCACCCAAGAUGAGCUUGAUGUACUCUUCGGAAACUUAACCGAGAUGGUGGAGUUUCAGGUUGAAUUCCUUAAAACUCUGGAAGACGGUGUGAGACUGGUUCCUGACCUGGAAAAGCUUGAGAAAGUUGAUCAGUUUAAGAAAGUGCUGUUCUCUCUCGGGGGGUCCUUUCUGUACUAUGCUGACCGCUUCAAGCUCUACAGUGCCUUCUGCGCCAGCCACACGAAAGUCCCCAAGGUCCUUGUGAAAGCCAAGACGGACCCGGCUCUCAAGGCGUUCCUGGAUGCCCAGAACCCAAAGCAGCAGCACUCGUCCACCCUGGAGUCGUACCUCAUCAAGCCCAUCCAGAGGAUCCUCAAAUACCCACUCUUGCUGAGGGAGCUGUUUGCCCUGACAGACGUGGACAGUGAGGAACACUACCACCUGGACGUGGCCAUCAAGACCAUGAACAAGGUUGCCAGUCACAUCAACGAGAUGCAGAAGAUCCACGAGGAGUUUGGAGCUGUGUUCGACCAACUGAUUGCUGAGCAGACGGGGGAGAAGAAAGAGGUGGCAGAUCUGAGCAUGGGGGACCUGCUUUUGCACACCACAGUGAUAUGGCCAAACCCACCCUCCUCACUGGGGAAGUGGAAGAAGGAGCCAGAAUUGGCAGCUUUUGUCUUCAAAACAGCUGUGGUCCUUGUGUAUAAAGACGGUUCCAAACAGAAGAAGAAACUCGGAGGGUCCCACCGGCUCUCCAUUUAUGAGGACUGGGACCCCUUCCGAUUCCGGCACAUGAUUCCUACCGAAGCCCUGCAGGUUCGAGCUUUGGCAAGCGCGGAUGCCGAAGCCAAUACGGUGUGUGAAAUUGUCCACGUGAAAUCGGAGUCCGAAGGGAGGCCAGAAAGAGUCUUCCACCUGUGUUGCAGCUCCCCAGAGAACCGGAAGGAAUUUCUGAAGGCUGUGCAUUCAAUCCUGCGUGAUAAGCACAGAAGACAGCUCCUCAAAACAGAAAGCCUGCCCUCGUCCCAGCAGUAUGUCCCUUUUGGAGGAAAACGGUUAUGUGCACUCAAAGGGGCCAGGCCAGCCAUGAGCAGGGCAGUAUCUGCCCCCAGCAAGUCUCUUGGGAGAAGGCGGCGCCGCCUGGCUCGCAACAGGUUUACCAUUGAUUCCGACGCCCUGUCGGCCAGCAGCCCAGAGAAGGAGGCCCAGCCGCCCCCGGCCGCCGGUGGGGACACGGACCGAUGGGUGGAGGAACAGUUCGACCUGGCCCAGUACGAGGAGCAGGAGGACGUCAAGGAGACCGACAUCCUCAGCGACGAGGAUGAGUUCUGCGAGGCGGUCAAGGGCGCAGCGGUGGACAGAGAACUGCAGGCCAGGCUGCAGGCCGCCUCCCUGGGCCAGAGGGAGAGGGGCCGCCGGGCCCUGGACACUCAUGCAUCCCGGAUGACGCAGCUCAAGAAGCAAGCCGCCUUGUCGGGCAUCCUCGGGGGGCUGGAGAGUGCCAGUGAGGAGGUCAUCUGGGUACGGAGGGAAGACUUUGCCUCCUCUCGGAAACUGAACACAGAGAUCUGAUGACCCCCCUCCCCAUUCCUGGCCCUGACCACUGGGGUCACUGUUCACUUGGAGAGAGUGUGUGUGUGUAGAUACCAGUCCAGUCGUCCCUUCCUGUCCUUUUAGGUCCCCCAGGUGGCACCAUUGCCCAUACCCUUUCUGGCAGCUGCUGUUCUGAAGCCAUGUCACUACCCAACUUCAGCAGACAGCGCUGUGCCGAAAGACCCCGUCAGCUCGGUCCCCGCUCCCGGAGAAGACCAAACGGGCUUUCCUCAUUAUACAAUACCAGUGGUUCAGGGCCUGAAGAAUUAAAAGAAAGGAAAGAAGAAGAAGACAGAAGAAGAGGAAAGAGUUCUACAGUGCCAGAGAUCAAAUCACCCCAGGAGUUCUAAUACAUAGACAACAGAUUUCAUUAAAGGGAUAGCACAAAAAACAUAGAUUAAAUAUAACCAAGGUCAUUCUGUCUUCUGGGAGCUCACCAAGAACAAGCCGUUUUGUCGUUGGGAAAUUACCUUCGACUGGAACAACUGUACAGGCAAGAGUGUCCUGAUCCCUUUCCCUCUUUAAUGUCUGAGAAUAUCUGUGUGUAUUUCAAGAAUGUGUGCAGAGAGGGUGGUGAUAAUUAUGCUUCGAUGAUGAGCCCCCCCCCUUUUUUUUUUUAAACCUUUUCCUUCUUUUUACCCUUCCUUUCUUCCUCUUUUGUUUUCUUUUUAGUCCAUGGCUGGUCUUACUCAGUGUGUCCGUGUUUGGAAGUUCUAGUUUUGCAUAGAAUUCUAAAGAUGCCAAACUCUUUGAGGAGAGAUCCAAAUGUAUCACUUGAAAAAGAAAAACAAAACAAAACAAAAAACACUAUUUUUCUGUAUUUUGCCAGAGAUGUGGGUGGCUGGGGUGGGGUGGGGUGGGGUGGGGUGGGUGGGGUGGGGACAGAUGAGAAUUGUACAGUGUUGGCGUAACUCUUGAGUCCACAAUGUUAGAGGAUUUUGCCCUUUUUUUUUUUUUUUGCAAUGAGAGUGUGGCAUGGUGAAUUUAUAUUUAUAUACGAGAGGCCAACAGAUGCUCACACUUAGGAGAGAAACAUUUUUUUUUCUAAGAAGUGGAUUUUUGUUUGCUUGUUUGCUUAUAUUUGACUCUCUAGUUGAGAUGGAGGCUUGGUUGAAUUAAACAGGACAUCCUGAGGGCCCAGUGUGUGUGUCUGUUGCCCAGGGUUGGGGAGGGGAGGCACCUUGUGGGGUUGCCAUGGUGACCAUUGUUUUCCCCUCCAUCCAAUUUGCAUCUUCAUCAUGAGUGACCAGUCCCUUUCCCUAACUGCCCCUAACUCAACCUCUUGCCAAAACAACCUCUUCAGAAACAUAUCUUUUGUUCAAAACACCUUCUUCCUGCCAACAAAACAGGGUAAAGCAUGCUUAAAAAAAAAAAUAAAAAGAAGAACUGAACAUUCUAAACAGAGUUCCAAAUAGAAACAACAAAAAAGACAAAAGCACUUUCAACAUUUUUUUUUUUAAAGAAAAGGUUUAUAGCUUUCCUCCUGCUUCCCAUUUCACAAAUGUCCACUUCCUAAAAGGGUUUAAGUAAACUUUUUUUUUUUGGGUGGGGGCAGGGUGGGGAAAAUAUCUAUUUGGUGUUUGACACAUCAGUAGGUACUUUAAAGACCUGAAUUUUAUAGUAGCUGUAGGAAUUAUAUUUUAUAAAAAUCAGUUAUGACUUUAUAUUUCCAGACAAUAGAGAGUUCAGAACAUCACGCUCUUGAGGCCCUGCCUGCUUGCUUAAUCCUGCUCUCUCUCCCCUUUUCUCCUCUCUUCCUUCCCUGUUGGGUUUCCAGGGCUUUGGAGCUUGAUCUUUUGAAAGUUUUAUUCUAUUAAAAAAUUUUUUGCUAAAUCUUCUGAUUUUCUUAAGAAAAUUUAAAAAAAAAUAAAGCUUUAGAAUGGUUUCUAUACCCUUUGUACCACUGCAUUGUUCCAUAUCCUCUCCGGUUGGUUCCAGUGUGUCAGGAUGGAAAAACAGGAAGCUUCCAGAAGCUUCUGAGAGUUGCGUCUCCCAAGCCCCAGUGCAAUGGGUCUGUGUGAGAAGGCUGGGCAGUCCGGUGCUUGGAGAAGGUGCCAUUAUCUCUUGUACAUAAGGUCAUGACGUGUCUAUGUCAAAAGUUCUUAUAUAUUUCUUUUAUAAGCUGAAAGAAGGUCUAUUUUUAUGUUUUUAGGUCUAUGAAUGGAACGUUGUAAAUGCCUGUCCAACAAUAAAAACAUUGACAAGUGUC
Erinaceus europaeus (western European hedgehog) is the source of this 7716-nucleotide messenger RNA. It is a transcript of the gene TIAM1, whose product is annotated as TIAM Rac1 associated GEF 1. Gene Ontology annotation, molecular function: protein binding; guanyl-nucleotide exchange factor activity. Lineage: Eukaryota; Metazoa; Chordata; Mammalia; Eulipotyphla; Erinaceidae. Gene Ontology annotation, biological process: small GTPase-mediated signal transduction; activation of GTPase activity; positive regulation of axonogenesis. Bases 687 to 5486 code for a protein of 1599 amino acids. The transcript is spliced from 29 exons. Gene Ontology annotation, cellular component: synapse; plasma membrane; cytosol. The record is from RefSeq and is a predicted model, not a curated record.